Messenger RNA from Penicillium brasilianum, 1603 nucleotides. Lineage: Eukaryota; Fungi; Ascomycota; Eurotiomycetes; Eurotiales; Aspergillaceae. The record is from the annotation of a GenBank genome assembly.
CUAACUAGCACCUGGGCUGAUUGAUACAUAAGCCAGCCGAUGGGCUGGUUACAAACAUUGAAAUCCCGAUGGCGAAGUGAGCCUCAAACAAGCAAAGAAGGAUAUUUAUACAGAGAUAGCAACAAUGGCAAGCGAGGGCAAGGAGACCUAUCGGUUGGCCUGCCCAGAGGCAAGCAACUGCCCUGAUAUGCACAUCUCGUACGGAUUGCCAUUCACCGAGUCCUGCGCCAGACACGCCGAGCAAACCUUCCAAGCGAAGCGCGUGUACAUCAUCGCCUCUACAAGCCUAUCCAAGCAGACUUCGCUGGUCUCAGACCUGGAGCGAGCCCUCGGAGACCGACACGCAAAGACCUGGAUAGGGAUCCGCCCUCACACGCCCUGGGAUGACCUCGUUCCUAUCAUCAACGAUAUCCGCAAGGUAAAUCCAGAUCUUCUGGUCACUCUUGGUGGAGGAUCUUUGUCGGAUGGAGCGAAGGUGAUUCUCUACGCUGUGGUUAACGGAGUUCAAACGGUAGACGACUUGGGCCGUCUCUACCAGGCUAGAACUGCAGAUGGCACUCCAAUGCGGGACAUGACCGGUGUUGGCAACGAGCCCACUUUGCCUAUAGUCUUCAUCCCGACUACGCUUUCAGCUGGCGAGUUCUCCUGCUACGGAGGAUCCACCAACCCGGUUACCCUUCACAAGCGUAUUAUGAAGCAUCCCAAGAUGUUCGCGCGACUGGUCAUUCUGGACCCUCGUCUGACUCUCACAACGCCGCAGUGGGUUUGGAUUUCAACUGGUGUCCGGGCUAUUGACCACUGUGUUGAGGCACUGUGCUCAAACCAUUCUCUAUCAAGGGAACUGGUCCAAAUUGCAGAAAGAUCGCUUACUACGCUGGCGAAAAACCUCUUGCUCACAGUGAAAGACCCAUCCCAGCUGCAGCCACGACUGGACUGUGCAAUUGCCGCAGGUGAUAUUGCCGGAAAUCUUCUUCUUGCCCCUCAAGUGUCCGCCGGCGCUAGUCAUGGAAUUGGACACCAGCUUGGUCCGCUCGGUGUAGGCCAUGGCCAAACCAGCUGCGUGAUGUUACCAGCCGUUCUUCGCUUCAACCGACUUCAUUCGCUACGAGAUAGUGACCAGGCAGAGAAGCAGGAUCGAGUCAAGCGAGCUAUCUGGGGCAGUGACCCUACGCUUGAACGGAUCCUGACGAGCGAGGGUGGAUUGAAUAGAGACUCGGCGGAUGCGAGUGUGACGGUUCGUGGACUAUUCAAUGCGUUGGAUAUGCCGAGUACGCUGAAGGCCGUUGGUGUGGAUCGAAGUCACUUUGAUGCUCUUGCUGUAAAUAGCUUGGAUGAUGUUUGCACUGCUGCUAAUCCUGUGCCUUUGAAGAAGGAGGACGUUCUGGAGAUUCUGGAGAGCGUGGCCGAAUGACCAUGAGCGUUCCAUAUGGUAUAUAGAUCAUCUAGUUCCAGUGAACCCAGUUGCAAUACCCCAAUGCAAGACUCGGUCGCAAUGGUUUUUAUGGAACUGUGUUGCCCGUGCGAGAUGUUUGUGCACUACAUUGAGCGUAGAUCUAUUCGUUGUUUAUUUGUGGCUACUCACCUUCCAAUAUAUUUCGAGUCG